ACAGUUAUUGUUUCUGUACAUGUACAAGAGAAUUAACUCUUAUAUUGUUUAAAUAUUAAUGGCGUGUACAAUUUCGAAGAUAACGGACGCAGAAGAUACUUUAAAGUAAAUAAAAACGAGUUUCAAAGUCAAUCAUUCAGUUAAUAGCAGACAGGCGUCGAGGCCAACCGUCACCUCGUGAGUGCGAAAUAAAGUUACGAGAGGUUAUUGACCCCGAGAUGGCUAUUCGCAAGCUUUUAUCGAUCUGUUUUAUAAUUAUAUUAUAUACAUAUCGAGUGUCCGCUCUAAACAUUUUAGCUAUCGUGUCUCUCCCUCUCAAAAGUCAUUACAUGGCAUUCCAACCACUAUUCCAGGAAUUAGCUGUUAGAGGACAUCGUGUUACUGUUAUAAAUAAUUAUCCGGAUAGUAAUCCGCAACCAAAUUUAAAAUACGUCGACAUCAGUUUACCGUCUGCUAGAAAAAUGCCUGUCAUGUCCGAAUUUGAGAAUAUCAGUUCUAAAUAUUUACAUAUCAGUAAUUAUUUAAAACAUUUCAUUCUAAGCAAAAAUAACGUAGAGGGUGAUUGUGAUAAUCUUUUCACGAAUCCUAAUAUGCGAACAUUUUUAAGUGAGGGUGAACGGUUUGAUGUGAUUUUCGUUGAGCAGUUUAUGAGUGAUUGUGGACUGGUUUUAGCUGGAACGAUGUACGAUGCUCCGAUAAUUGGUAUAACGUCACAUACACUGCUGCCCUGGGCUUACUCAAGGCUCGGUAUACCUUUUGACGUUCUGUCAGAUGCAUUUUAUUUCUCAAACGUUGGCACACAGCCGUCACUAUUAAAAUCCAUAGAAAACUAUUAUAUGCAUCUUUAUAUGAACACAAUUGGAAGUUGGAAAAUUCAACGAAUAAUUAACGAUGUAUUCAAACGACACGCUCCUAAUGCUUCUUUAGAUUUUGAAAUGAUAGUUAGGGAUAAAAUGAAAAUGAUGUUUGUUUAUCAACACUUUUCGGUGACGGGGGCCCGUUCGCUUCCGCCGCAGUUGGUCGAAAUAGCCGGCAUUCAUAUAAAAAAACCGAAACCAGUGUCACGGGACAUAGAAACAUUUUUAUCAUCUGCGAAACACGGAGCGAUUUACGUCAGCUUCGGUUCAAAUUUGAAAUCUAGUCUGAUGUCCGAAAAGAGAAGACAAGCGUUUUUGGAUGCGUUCAAAAAAAUCCCCCAAAAGAUUUUAUGGAAAUUAGAAAACGGUUCUUUACCAGACGGCAACGACAAUAUACUGACAAGUUCGUGGUUUCCUCAACUAGAUGUUUUAUGUCACCCUAAGGUGAGAGGGUUCAUAUCUCACGGGGGAAUGUUGAGUCUAUCUGAAGCCGCCUACUGUGGCAAACCAAUACUGGCUAUGCCUUUCUUUGGAGAUCAAUUUUCAAAUGUAGCGGCCAUCGAAGAGAGCGGCCUCGGUCUGUCUAUGUAUUUUAAUGAAGCUGACUCCGCGAGUCUAGUUGCAGCUAUAAACAAAUUAACAUCAAACGAGAUGCAACACAAAGCUGAACGUAUAUCAAAAAUCUUCAAUGACAGACCUUUAAACGUUAUGGAUAACGCCAUCUAUUGGACAGAGUACGUAGCUAAAUAUAGAGAUGUACCAAAGCUCCCUGCUUUUUAUACGCCCUGGUACAGGAGGCUAAUACUAGAUGCCGCUAUAAUCGUAAUUUUAAUUAUUCCUAUAGCGUUUGUGUUUCUUAUGUUUAAAGUCGUUAAAACCCUGCUGUUGUUGUUAUGUUAUCGAAGUUCACGGGUACAGACCAAAGCAAAGCGUAGUGAUAAGAAAAAACAAAAGAGGUUGUAAUUUUUACCUGCAAUGAUGUAUUAUAAUGGGAACUAUAUAGCAUAUAACUAGUAGAUAUAUAUUUUUUUGUAAACAUUGUAAGUUUUUAUGCAAUAUUUAUUAUCUAUGAAUAAAAAUGUAACCAAG
This is a messenger RNA of Danaus plexippus (monarch butterfly), 1946 nucleotides long. RefSeq names its product UDP-glycosyltransferase UGT5-like. Lineage: Eukaryota; Metazoa; Arthropoda; Insecta; Lepidoptera; Nymphalidae. The transcript is spliced from 4 exons. Bases 219 to 1820 code for a protein of 533 amino acids. Gene Ontology annotation, molecular function: UDP-glycosyltransferase activity. The record is from RefSeq and is a predicted model, not a curated record.